Sphaeroforma arctica JP610 is the source of this 218-nucleotide messenger RNA. RefSeq lists its product as hypothetical. The annotation marks the transcript as partial. The record is from RefSeq and is a predicted model, not a curated record. NCBI's taxonomy places the organism in Eukaryota, Ichthyosporea, Ichthyophonida. Gene Ontology annotation, biological process: lipid metabolic process. The transcript has a single exon.
AUGCUGGCCCCUACCGAAACCCUCUUGGCCGCAGUCAAGAGCCACAUAGGCAAUGUUACGUUCCAGGAGAGCUAUAACCUCACGCGCCGCAUAGUCAACAUCUCUGUGUGCUCAGAGAAUGAGCAUGGAGACCCCCAUCUGCUGAACUAUCUGACCGCUCCCAAUGUGGUGGUGUGGAGUGCUGUGGCUGCCUCCUCUGCCGCGCCCUUCCUGUUUGC